Pseudoliparis swirei is the source of this 6336-nucleotide messenger RNA. It is a transcript of the gene nlrc5, whose product is annotated as NLR family, CARD domain containing 5. Lineage: Eukaryota; Metazoa; Chordata; Actinopteri; Perciformes; Liparidae. Gene Ontology annotation, molecular function: protein binding. Gene Ontology annotation, biological process: positive regulation of MHC class I biosynthetic process; inflammatory response; positive regulation of transcription by RNA polymerase II. The record is from RefSeq and is a predicted model, not a curated record.
AUGGACAAGCCGCCCCUGCCUGGACCUAACCCAGUAGGUGUGUCGCCACAACCUGAGAGAGAGGCUUUGUGCCAGAAAUCUCACGUUUUUCGCAAAAGCGAAACCAAAACGUUCCCGGCAACUCCCUUUGGUUUCGUUUGGAAAGAAGUGCUACUUUGGUUGCAGAGAGAUCGCAGUCUGGAGUCUAGGCUCAUGUCAGUGGCUGGAUAUGGAAAUAGUGUUUGUGAACAUUCUACUCCCAGUGUAACGGAUGGGAAGCCUUCAGACCAGCUCAUCAAGCGUCCACGGAUUGAUUACUGAACGCAGUACAUUCGGGAAGUGAUGCAUUUUCUGCAGACGAGGUGGGAGCGGCUCAGUGAGCACCUGGUGAGGCAGGUGCAGCUGGAGAACGUGUGGGUCGGCCUAAGAACGGCAAACCGAGGCCGACCUGAUCAAACCCCUGGGUCAGCAGACAAAGGGGCCAAAACACCAGGUCUUUCACUGAACUCAGAGUCCAAUGGGGAAUAUGGGUCUAUAGAUUCCAGAGUGACAUUGGAGAGCUUCCUCCAGGGAUGUACAAGGAAGGUGACAGUUCUCCUUGGCCCAGCUGGAUCAGGAAAAACUCUGCUGAUGUCUUGUUUAGGACAACAGUGGGCACAUGGACUAGGCCCGAUCCCUUCAUCUUACCUGUUUGUGCUGCUGGAGUUUCGUCAGCUCAACGUACUGUCCCGUCCUCUCUCCCUGUCUGAGCUGCUAUUCCAACACUACGUCCCCAUAAAGGAGAGUAACCACGGAAAGGAAGCCAUUGUGGAUUACCUCCUUUCCAAUCCAGAGCAAAGUUGUUGCUACGACGAGUUUCACAGCAAACUCGCCAAACAAGAGGUGCAGACGGAGCAAUUUGACCCAGAAAAGCCUUUGCCUGUUGCAGACCUCAUAUCAGGGCUGUUAAAUCGUCAGCUUCUCCCAGGAUGUACUGUGAUGGUCACUUGUCGUCUACGCAAUGUCAUCGAUUUGGAAGGCAUAUCAGAUAAAGUCGGGCAGCUGCUCGGUUGGGACUGCCAUGAGAUCAAGGAGUAUGUGGACAACUUUUUUGGUGAUAAAGGUCACUCAGCCAACAGGUCUCUUGGGGUGCAGGCAGCAGAACUCCUUCUUUCCAGUCGACACCUACUCGCCAUGUCAUCCCUCCCUGCCCUCUGCAACAUCUGCUGCAUCUAUCUGGAGCAUUUACUGCUGAAAAGUACAGACCCAGGAAGGGCCGAGAUACCGGAAGAAAGAGGAGGAGAGACAAGGAGAAAAGCGUGUGGAAAAGAAAUAAAAGGAGGCGGAAGAGGAGAAGAGGGCAACAUGACGACAGAUGGAACAAACUGUAGAGCCCAGCUACCUCUCACACAAGCCCAGAUUCCCUCCACCCUCACCCAGGUCUACCUCGGCGUUCUGGAUUCGUUUCUGAGCCGUGAUCCUGAUACAAUAGGAAGCAAUGACGAGCUGGAUACCAUGAGACUUCCCCAGAGUCUUCUGAGUCAGCAUCGAUGUGAGUUGUGCGAGCUGUCCUGGAACGGCUUAGAGGACAGCAAGUUCCUCUUCAUGGAAGAAGACAUUUCUCAGGAGGUUUUGCAGUUUUCAAUCAAGAUAGGGCUCUUCUCACAGGUGGAGCUCAGACUUGAGGAUGGGAUGCUUGUCAACUCCUACUGCUUCACUCAUCUGACUUUACAGGAGUUUUUGGCUGCACUCAGAAUCAUGACGAGUGCUGAUGUCAGUGACACGCAGCUCAAGAAGAGAUUCAGUCUGAGAACUCGCUGGACAACCAAGUCAGACCAGAGGACAGUCUUUACAGACUCCCUGUGCCUGUUUGUAUGUGGUCUGGCCUCCCCACACUGUACUGCAGCCUUAAUUCAAUUCACCAGGACCCCUGGUGGAACAGGAGGUCCAAGUUGGGUCCAAAAACGACAAAGCCUUGUUCUGAAACUGCUAAAAAACCUUUGUCACAACAACACCCUGACUGGACCGAAGAUAUUGGAGCUAUGCAACUGUGUUCAGGAGAGCCAGGACCACCAACUAGCUCAGCAGGUUGUGGGUGCGAGACCCACCUUGGAGCUGCGCAACAUCCAGCUUCUACCAAAUGAUAUUCAUGCUCUGGCUUUUGUAUUUAACUGAAUUGUUUAUAAUGUCAUUGGAUUGGACUUUGGAGCAUGCACAAUGGAGUCCGAGUGUUUAGAUGUCCUGCCCAGGUGUCAGUACAUUCACUACCUCUGUUUUCGCAGAUGCAAGGAUGGCGACAAGUUCGCUGAGAAGUUGUCCUCCAUUUUGCCAAAGUUAACCACCCUGAGGAAACUUGAGUUCUGUGCUGCCAGUCUGACGGCCACCGGAGCGGCCAGUUUGGCCUCUGCUCUACCGAACUGUCUAGAAGUCACUGAAAUCAACCUCAGUGACAACGAUCUGAAAGACGAUGGGAUCAAACACAUAGCCGAUAUAUUUACCAAGCAACCGAGACUGGCUUUGGUGAAGCUGGGUCGAAACCACAGCUCUCUGAAGGCAGUGGACUACCUCAUCGGGAAAAUGUCUUCGUCCUUGAACAUCCAGCAGAUUCAUGCAGACGGAUUGAAGGAAUUGCAGGUCACUUUCUCUCAAAGCUCUGAUUUGAUCAGCCAGACAGCUGAGUCUAAACCGACAAUCUGCUUGUUGAACCAGAAAUGGAGCAAGCCGGAUAUGCAAACACUUUCAAAGUCAUUGACACGUUGCCCUGCCUUGUCUGUCCUGGAUAUUUCUGGAGGCCACUUGGAUGUUGAAACUCUGAGGACGCUGACUCAAUAUUUGCCGAAAUUCAACAUCACCCAGAAGAUCGUGGCGAAUGACAGCUGCUCAACAGUGGAGGAUUUGCUGAUUCUGACGGCUCUGCUGUCUGAUUGUCCUGCUGUGGUGGAGCUCCGUAUCAGAUUACAGAUUCCUGUUCAGGCGUCCAUCGUGUUUUCUGGAGGGAGAGAAGAAAGGAAUGAAGUAUCUAAACUGCUCUGUUCCUCAUUGGAAGAAGAGCAGAGAACUACACUGAAGGCUGUGUUCUCAGUUCUGUCCUCAGCUGGUCUGCUGCCGACUCAUCUGGAGAGAGUGUGGAGCAGUUUGGGAACCUCUCCUGAUGUCACUGUGCUGGAUCUGUCCAGUAACUGCUUAGGCAGCAGAGGUCUGAGGAUGCUGUUGGACUUCCUGCCCCGUCUCAGAAGAAUCCGCGAAAUAAAUGCCAGUAACAAUAGGAUUGGCCUGGAGAGCGUGGGGCUGCUGGCUGCUGCUCUGUGCUCCCACAAAAACGCAACAGACAUCCACAUCAGUGAUGGAGACGGAGAGCAGGUGAUCCUGAAGUUUGGCCCCUUCAAAAGGGAUGAGAAACAGCAGAAAAAGAUCUUCAGGGUUAACCACAGCAGCCUCCCACCAUCCCAUAUGACCACACUCUGUAGACGACUGGUCCAGUGUCGCUCACUUUUGGAGUUAGAUUUGUCUCACAGCUCCUUGUCGGACGAGGCCAUCGAGAAUCUGCUGAAGGUCCUGCCCAGGAUCACGUCGCUGCAGAGACUCGAUGUCAGCCACAGCAUCGCAUCCACAACUGGAGCUCUGAUGCUGGUCAGAUGUUUGACCGUCAGCCAGCGAGUCACCUCACUGGAUCUCAGGCCUCAGGCUGCGUCCUUCAUCCAGUUUGACAGUGUGAAAGAAGAACAAGCCAGCUGCAGGUUAACUCAUUGCAGCCUGAAGGGUGACACCUUGGAGAGACUGAUGGAGAUACUCCAGCGGGGUCCUCAACUGUCGGUCCUGGAUUUAUCUUGUAACCAACUGGGAGAUGAGGGAGUGAAGCGUGUUGUGGAUUCUCUACAAGGGCUUCAAAUCACCAGCUAUGUAAACUUGAGCAACAAUGGCCUGACGCAGCAGGGGAUGACGGACGUGGCCCACACACUGAGCACCUGUAACAGCGUCUCUGGUGUAGAAGUCAGUUUGGGAGCAGAGGAGAAGUGCCUCGUCUGAUUCACGCAGCAUGGUGGUAGUGUGAAAACACUGAGGGUCAGAGACAGUCGUUUGGAACGCGUCCAUCUGGUCCGACUAGCAGAGAUCGUGUCUAUCAGUUCCGGUCCAACCCAACUAGAGUUCAAAAACAACUCGCUGCAGUCGGGUUGGAUUGAAGACUUUGUGACGCUGUUGAGCAGAAGUCACAGAGCAUUCAGCGUCAGCUUUAGAGAACGUUGGAUCCGAUCUGAGGAAGCUGUGACUCUGCUGUGCCGCUGUCUGGACGUCAGCAGCAACAUACGCACGAUCAGGGUUCACCACACCACGCUACAUCUGUCUUUGGAGAAGUCCACUGAACACACUUCUCUCAGCCUCAUAAACUGUGCAGUAGAUGGGUAUCACCUUGCCUCGAUGAAGAGCGUCAUCUCGAGGUCUCCUUUACUGACUGAGCUGGAUUUCUCCCACAACAGCCUGGGCUUAGAGGGAGCUGAGGUUCUCUGUUCUGUCCUGCCCUGGCUGCCUAAUCUCUCUUCUCUCAGUAUUGGUUCCAAAGAGGCUUCUGUGACUGUGGAUGAGAAGCUGUCAGAGGCCCUGCUGCAGGCUGCAGCCAUUCAGUGCUUAAAUCUGUCCGGUCAUGCGAUUAGUGACACAGGAGCCCAGAUGAUGAGCAGCAUGUUGCCUCGCCUAAGAUCACUCAAUCUGUCUCACUGUGAGUGGUCAGCGUCCGGAGGGCUGCAGCUUAUCAAAGCACUGGGAGAGUGUGUCAGUCUGGAGGGCCUUUGUCUGGACGGCUUGUGGCUCAACGAGGAGAGCAGGACGUGCCUUGCACAAGCACUAAGGAAAAUCAACUCUAUACGCAGACUCAAGCUAAAUGAGAUUGCCACAGAAAUAGGACCAUCACAAGCAAACGGUGUGCUCAAUGUCAUCGCUGCUACGGAGGGACUCACACAAACUCAGGAGAUAGAGUUGGAUGGCUGGAAGAUGGCUGAUAGAGGAAUAGAAGAGCUGGCCAGAGUCCUACCUGUCUGGACGGAGCUCAGAAAGAUCAGUCUAUCAAAGAACCUCAUCAGCGACCAGUCGGGAGACGUGCUGCUGGAGGCUUUGCACAGCUGUACUCACCUGGAAGAGCUUCAUCUGCCUCGCAACAGCCUUGGGGAUCUCACAGCUGCUAGGAUGGCCCUUGUUCUCCCAUCACUGACACACAUCACUGUGCUGGAUAUUUCCGAGAACAGGAUUGGACGUGAAGGAUCGGUGAGCCUGGCCAAAGCGAUAAUGUGCAUGAAGAACCUCACCAAGAUCUAUCUGACCUCCGUGGGGACUCCAGAGCUGUGUCCUGUCGCGGCCGGUCUGGCCCACUGUCCCCUCCUACAGGAUGUCGGCCUGGGAUGGAAUAAUUGUGGCGAUAAUGUGGCAUUGGAGCUGGUCAGAGUUAUGCCUCUCUGUCAAAGGCUGAUGAGGAUAGAUCUGGAGUCAAACGCUGUGAGUGCUUCUGGAGCAGAGGCCCUGGCUAGAGCCUCAGAGUCGUGUCCCGCUCUGCAGAUCAUCAGGCUGUGGAGGAACAAGCUCUCCCCCAGUGAGGCCCUGAGGCUCAGUCUGAGGGAGAGGAGGCUGAACUUCUCAUCCACCUCAUGACGUCUGGAUUGUUGGACGUUGGCCAAGUAACAUUCCAGUUGAUCAGGAUCUUCAGAGGUGAAUCAGUUCUACAGUUCACAUGUUUACCUGGAAAACCCGUCAAUCAGUUGUGUAUCUGAGGACUGCAGCAGCAGCUAUAGACGAGCUUAAAGACCACCACGGGGUCUCCGACGGGAGAGAACCCUCGUGCCUUUUGACAUUUCCUUAAACUGUAAAUAAUCUGAUUUGGGAAUAAUGCGAUGAAGUACAGAUGCACUGUUGAAUGGUACUAUUUUUUUAACUAUUUGAAUAUAUAUGACUAUGCACUAAUUGGCCUGUAGUUUCAUGUUGGUGAACUGGCGUCACCUGCUGGCGGGGUCCACACUUCCUCAUGAUUUACUGAUGCCUAAAACACUUUAACAGAACAGUGAACAUACAAUACAGACGACAGAGAAAUAUAGAAAGCUACUCUGGGAAUGUACAAAGAAACAAGAUUGAGUAAAGCAUCAAGAGUGAUCUUCAAGCAACUCUUGUAGUUAUUUAAACUGAGUUUACAUUUUUUACACUAGAGAACUAUGAUCUCUACUCGGACACUGGAUGUUUUUGGAGCAGAAGCCAAGAUGUACUAUUCCUCUUGAAUGUGGUUUUGUUUUUUAUGGUUUUUGAUCAGGUUUGACAUGUCACCUUAACAUUAAUUCAUUCUGACUUGCACAGAUAUGGCAAUUGAGAUGCAAAAAAAAGAAUAAAGAAGAAUAAAAAGUC